AAUCCGUUUACAAAGUGCGUGAAGAUAGUGGGGAAGAAGACACGCGCGACGCAUGUGGCGAAUCGAUCAUUUUUCAGAAUCAAAUUAAAAAAGCAGCUGCUUCCCAUAGUUGGCUUGCUAAAUCCUGACUAUCGAUAACCUCCAUCCACAAGGCAAUCUUGAUUCGAAGAAGAAUUAGAAGAAGUUAUGGCUUCCAAGAGGAUCCAGAAGGAACUGAAGGACUUGCAGAAGGACCCUCCUUCUGCCUGCAGUGCUGGGCCUGUUGGUGAAGAUAUGUUCCAUUGGCAAGCCACUAUUAUGGGCCCUCCUGACAGUCCUUAUUCUGGAGGAGUUUUUCUUGUGAAUAUUCAUUUUCCACCAGAUUAUCCAUUCAAACCACCAAAGAUAUCUUUCAAAACUAAGGUUUACCAUCCAAAUAUCAACAGCAAUGGUAGUAUUUGUCUGGAUAUUCUCAAGGAGCAGUGGAGCCCUGCCCUCACAAUAUCAAAGGUACUACUUUCUAUCUGUUCCUUGUUGACUGAUCCAAACCCGAAUGAUCCUCUUGUGCCUGAGAUUGCUCAAAUAUACGAGAGUGACCGGACCAAGUACGAGAACACUGCACAAUCCUGGACUCGUAAGUAUGCAAUGGGCUGAAGUAUCUUGAUUGCAGUUGGGCUGAGCAGCAUUGUUUUCCUAUUGCAGUAGUAGUAAAUUCUAAAAAUUCUAAUCACUUUACUAAAUAUCCUACUUUGGAAGGUCUGAAUUGGUUUUGCUCCUUUGGGCUAAUGUUUUGACUUUUGCGCGUGAUAAAUCAAGACAUUUCUGUAAAUUGUUAGCUUA
Salvia splendens (bonfire salvia) is the source of this 819-nucleotide messenger RNA. Its product is annotated as ubiquitin-conjugating enzyme E2 11-like. The coding region runs from base 187 to 633 and encodes 148 amino acids. The transcript has 5 exons. The record is from RefSeq and is a predicted model, not a curated record. NCBI's taxonomy places the organism in Eukaryota, Viridiplantae, Streptophyta, Magnoliopsida, Lamiales, Lamiaceae.